This is a messenger RNA of Alternaria viburni, 429 nucleotides long. RefSeq lists its product as uncharacterized. Lineage: Eukaryota; Fungi; Ascomycota; Dothideomycetes; Pleosporales; Pleosporaceae. The record is from RefSeq and is a predicted model, not a curated record. The transcript is spliced from 2 exons. Bases 1 to 429 code for a protein of 142 amino acids.
AUGCUUUGGACGGAACCUGCCGGCCAGAUGAACCCUGGAAAGACCCGCAACUCAACCCACUUCAGUACUGUGCAAUAUGGUGAGACGGCUUUUAGUGAAAUACGCCGUUUCGUCGUUGUCCGUAACAAGGGCGAAUUCAGUCAGUGCAUAGGUCGCGGCGCCGCGAAACCCGGUGUGAGGAUGGGUGAUCACGGCAUCAUUCAUACUACGGUAGCCGCACCUAAUCAACUUCCAGGAGAGGCUUUAACAAAAUAUUCCAUCCAAGUCCAAUCCACGGAAGGAGAAUACCUUGAGCUGGAGAGUCGCGUCAAUUACGGCAAGGCAUACGCUGUUGAGCACAACGUCAAGGUGCUUGACGUAGGGAUGGUGAUACAAGAUCACCGCUAUCUCAUUAAAGAAUACUUUGAUGCUGCGAUGCAGGCAGAAUGA